Paramuricea clavata is the source of this 5830-nucleotide messenger RNA. NCBI's taxonomy places the organism in Eukaryota, Metazoa, Cnidaria, Anthozoa, Malacalcyonacea, Plexauridae. The record is from the annotation of a GenBank genome assembly.
AUGAAAAACGAAAGUUCCCUGGAUUUUGCCAAGAAUAUCAUCUCCAAUGAAAGCGAUGAAGAAAUCCUUCGAUGCAUCACACGACACGAGAUUGAAGAAAAUUUAAGCUGGGCCGGGUAUGGAGAAGGAACGACUAGAGUGGAACCAGUUCACAAUGGCGCCAUUGAAUAUCAAGCAAGAGCAAGCAAAGGUGUCCUCGAGAAUGUAAAGUUGAAUGACUUAGGAGUUAGGGAAAUGAUUGGUACAGAAAUAUUAAUAUUGGUACACAGCUUGUAAUUAAGAGAGAAUUAAGAGAGCAACUGUUUUUAUUUAGAAUUACUGUGUUCUAAACCCUAAAUCGAUGUCACAAACUGUGUUCUAAACCCUAAAUCGAUGUUCAACUACUGUCCGUAACAAGUGUAAGACUGUAAGGCCCGUUUUAUACGUCGAAUUUUGGUCGCGUCGAAUGCAAUUAAGACAAUAGAUAAUCAGAUGAUAAACCUCAUUAAUUAAGCUUCAUUAUCUAUUGUUUAAAUUGCAUUCGAGGCGACCGAAAUUCGACGUAUAAAACAGGCCUAAGAUAAUCAAAAUAAUAAAUUUACUUUAAAAGAUUUGCAUAAUUUUUUUGCAAGAAUGUCAAUAUGAAUGGAGAAAAAGAAAAAAAUCUAUAUGAAGUACUAUAGAAUCCUCAACAGGUAAGUAAUGCGGGCGCGUAUAAGGUAAUAGUAUAAUUAAUUGCUGCCAAGCGGCAGCGAGGCAGCACACUAUUCUUGACAUCUAUGAAACUCGCGCCAGUCUCCUUUCCCGAAAUAUAUAAGUAUAUAUAUAUAUAUAUAUAUAUAUAUAUAUAUAUAUAUAUAUAUAUAUAUAUAUAUAUAUAUAUAUAUAUAUAUAUAUAUAUAUAUAUAUAUAUAUAUAUAUAUAUAUACCGUAUAUAUAUAUAUAUAUAUAAUCUCGAUUUUAGCGACCGAUGUAGGAUGUUCAGUUUUAUUCAUUUUCGUGAAUUGACAUAUCUUUACCGCACUGAACUAUCCGCAAUAAAACAAGACGCUCUGUUCAUUCAGCGUUUAUAGUCGCUGGGAUUUAUAUUAAAGUAGAGGCCUAUUGUCCGAUAGUAGAUUCCUGCACAAAUUUGACGAGAGGUGGAAGUAAGUCUAAAAGUAUGAAAUUCGUUGAUUUUAGUACGCACUAUCAUCAAAUCUUUAUUGUUUAAUACUAUAACACUGACAUACAGUUAGGAGCACGUUAAUAUAAUUAUAACAGCCAAAUUAAUAUAACUUUCGAUACACAUAAAUUUUGAAAGUUUAAAACCAUUAUACUCAAAUAUUAUAGGCCUCAGCCUCACAACGGCUGUCUUCUACGACGGCAUGCACGCAGUUACAAAAUGUUUGUUUUUCAACUCAUGUUCGUGGCAAGGUCCUCGGUAAACCUUAUUCAAAACGAAUAGAUAGCGCGCAAAUCACAAAAAACAUCAUACAAUAAUUUAUCGUACGUUACCUCGAUCGUUCUUUAAAAACCUUAUUCAAAACGAAUACAUAGCGCGCAAAUAACAACAAACAUCAAACAAUAAUGGUCAACCGCCAUGAGAUCUUGUUGUCUAACCUCAGAAACUAUGAAAUUCACGGAGUUGCCUACAAAUGGUUCAAGUCAUAUUUGGAAGACCGCAGGCAGAAAUGUUUUGUUAAGGUUACAGGACACCCUUUUUGGCGUUUUGCGGAAAAUCGCUACUGCGCGCUCAAAAUCAGUCCGAUUUUCAUCAAAUUUUCACCAAACGUUAGCCAGUACAUACAAAAUACGAUAAAGUUAUAAAAUUGACAAACAAUAAAAUAAUGUAAGAAUUAUUCAGGAAAAUCUUAAGUCAUGGUACCUUUACGCUUUUGAGUUAUGUUCCUGCUGGUUUUAAGAUAUGUUUAUGAAAAUAUCAUAUUUAUACAGUAAAAUAGUUGUUCUAAAAAAUUGUGUUCGGAAAUUUUUGUUUAUUUCGCAUUCUUCCGCUGAUAUGGCUGGCGGUUUCUUUGACGACUGCAAUAUAUUUCUGAAUUGUUUGUGUGAAUUGCUCCUUAUUAUUAAAAUAUCCAAAAUUAGAACAAAGACGAACACAAUUUUGAAACUGACGUCUUUAGCUAUGUCCUGUGAAAAUUUGAGAAAAAUUCGUUAAAACCCGCAGGAGCACAACUCGUUUAAUAAUCAGUAAUUACCGUAAAAUUCUUCGGGAGAAAAUUGAAUUUGAAUAUUACAUUUUCAAUGUUUUUCUUAUUGCAAGCGAAAUGUAUUUUAUUAAAUAACUCUGCGAGUUUUCAACAUUUUUCGUCCAAACUUGGUCAAAUAGUAAAACUAGUCUAAUGCUUUCAUGGAAACCAAUAAAAAAAUUUGGGCAAAAUUAACACUCAAAGGUGUUCUGUAACCUUAACGGGGCACUUUUCAAAAAAUGUAGUCUUAAGUGCGGAAUUCCUCAAGUAACGAUCCUAGGACUGCUCCCGUUUCUGGUAUUUAUUAUAAAUGAUUUACCAAAUUGUUUAUCGAAUUCUCAUCCCAGAUAGUGUCGGAUUAACCAUAUGGCAGAAGCGGCAUAUGCCACGGGCUCGGCGCUUUUGGGGCCCCGCGCUUACUCUCCUCUAUUUUUUUUUCCAUGCUUCAGUGCGAGACCCAAACAGUGCGACAGUGCGGGGCCCUAAAGAGCCCAAGUCUCCCAGAAAACGCGAGGGCCCCAAAAUUUAAAAAUCGAGGCCCCAUCAAGCUGGGCCCAAACGUUUUUUUCGUUCCCUGUUUCAGUGUUUCAGCCUAGCGGGUGGCCCCAAAGAAUUAAAACGUCAGGCCCCAAAAUUUAAAAAUCGAGGUCCCAAAUAGCCGGGCCCAAAACGUUUUUUUUGUUUCCUGUUUCAGCGCAGAAUCCAAACAGCGCGGGGCCCCAAAGAGUCCAAGGCCCCUAAACGCGAAGCCUCCAAAUAAAAAAAAAAACACGAGGCCCCAAAGUUUAAAAAGGGAGGCUCCAAAAGUAGGGCCGCAAACAAUUUUUUUUGUUCCUUCACUGCGCAAGGGGCUCCAAAGAGCGAGGCGAAAAAAAUCAUGGGGGUCAAAAAAUAUCAAAUGUGCUUGGACAAAGCGUGCCUAUUAUCAGUGACAUUGCCCACCAGAAUCCACUGGAUUUUGAAACCACCCGCGCUAAAUCCCGAGCAAUGAGUAGAAACUCCUGCUGCGCCUCUUUUAUUAAGCAGAGCGAAGAAAUUGAUCAACUGAAGGCUGAAAUAGUUUGUCUCAAGAAGUCGGUGAAGUCAAGUGAGUAUAUGCAUGCAAAUUAACCGCCUGCAAAACGACAACUCUAGUUUAAUCAAAACAGUUGAAAUGCUUACAAAUCAACUUCUAAAUUUGAAUACGGUUGAUGCAAAUAUUGAUCCCAGUUCUCAAGUAUCGAAGGAACCCGCCCCUAAAGUGUCGAAAAAGCAGAAAAAGAGUCAGAAGAAGAAAAUGAAGGCCAAGGAGGGCAUUGAGUUGGCAGAGAAAAAUGCUUCCCGCCUCGUCAAGAACAUGCUGUCUCUACCAGCGGUAUGGAAAAAGUGAAUGACGAUGUUGCAGCUACCACGAGCAAGAAUAAAGCAAAAGAAGUGGUGGUAAUUGCUUUUGAUUGACUAAUUAAGAAUGUUGUCGGAGCAAGCAUGAGCAAGACAGACAAUAAUUACUAUUACGUCGUCAAAGCAUUCCCCGGUGCAAAUCUUUCUGAUAUGGAAGAUUUCGUAAGUAAUUUCAAAAGUAAUUGCCGAUUCAUUACUGAAUCUGACGACCCAGAUAAAGGAAGACUCGCCAACUACUGCGGUAGGUGUAUCAGCUUUAUUGACCAGAAAUGAUAAUGCAAACUUAGCCGGCACUAAAGUUAAACAAGUUAACUUUAUCCUAGAUAAUUAUUGUCGUAUGAAUAAGUCUCACUUGAACAAUAAAGGUCACAUUUAAAUAAACAAGGCAGCGAAUCUCUACAAAACAAUUUUAUUGAAUUUACUAACAAUUUUAAUGAAUGACUUAUUACAGUAAUGUUGCUGAGUCUCUAGGUAAUGCGAAUGCUGUCAAUUCUACUUAUGGCGACAUAAAUCCGCUUUUACCUAAGAUGAGUGGUUUCAAAAUUGCGUCACUUAAUAUAACUAGUUUAGUAAAACACAUUGAGGAACUUCAAAUUUUUCUAGCCGAUAAUAUGAUUGAUGUUUUGGCUAUCAAUGAGACAAGGCUUGAUUCUGCGGUCAGCGAUAAUGAAGUGCACAUACAUGGCUAUGAAAUUGUUUGCCGCGAUGGAAACUUAAAUUGACGGUAGAUGCGGUGGUGGUGUUCGUUUUUAUAUACGAAGUUGCAUUAAUUUUUCGGUACGAUACGAUUUGAAAUUUGAUGAGUUGGAAAAUUUAUACAUUUCAAUCAAUAAACCUAGAUCCAAGCCAUUUCUCAUAGUGACAUGGUAUAGGCCACCAAAUUCGGUCGUGGAAAAGUUUAAUCACCUAGAAACGCUACUAGGCAAACUUGAUGCUGAAAAUAUUGAGUACUAUCUAGUGGGUGACCUGAAUUGUGAUUUAAGCUCUACAGUCUUGGAUCAUAGUUCAAGGUUGCUCAUUGAUAUUGCUGAAACAUACAAUCUUCAACAACUGAUAACUGAACAAACUCGAAUCACAAAUUCAUCGUCAACAUUGAUAGAUCACAUUUUUACAAACGCUCCUGAUAGAGUGGUCUGCUCUGGUGUCUCUCACAUUAGCAUAAGUGAUCACAGUCUUGUUUAUGCCUUUAGAAUGCGGACAAGAGGACAUACUAUAGUAAGCUAUAGAAAGUUUAAAAACUUCGAUUCUGCUCAGGGGUUAUUCUAAGGAUAAUUUACAACUCCAGUAAAUAAAAGAAUUCUGCCACUUUGUUGAAGUAUUAAGCCUUAAGGAGAAGAUCUACUGUAUCGACCUGCAUUAUCCCUGAGAAUAACUAGCACGGCUAAUUAUUUUUUUUUGAAUUUGGUGUGGUCUUCAUCUUACUUAUUCUCCAGUUACACUGUAUGUGACUCUGUCACAGCAACUGUUAGUCACUUUUCGGUGUGGUGACGUAAGACCCAACGAAUACGGUACACCUGUUGAUGAGGUAGGUAAGAGGUAAUAUACCUUCAGGACAUAGGUUCUUAUUGGGUCAAUGGUGGGGAAAUUAAUUAGGUCUUGAAAGAAGGACAUUUGUACUAGUUAUUAUAUAGGCUUUAGUGCACAAUAAUUCCAUAUUUCCUAUAAACUGAUGACAUACUUCAUAAACUAUAAACGACCUUCGAAUGAGUUUCGCUCAGUCUCAGGUCAAAUACUUUGCCAUUUAGCAGUCACAAUUAAUAUUAUUUUACUUCUGUUUCUUUAUAAAAAUACAUAAAAUGUUUCCCCUGCUGACAGAGCACUAAAGUGACAAAAUCUAUCAACGUAUCAAACUGAUAAGAGAUAACGACGAAUAAAAUCAUGUAAAAUCAUGUAAAUAUUGAACGAAACUGAUUUGUCAAGAAGAACUUCUCAAAAAGUCUCUGCUACAAUAGAUGUCAAGAGUGGAAUCUUCUACUAUAAUACUUCUUGUGAAAAUUCAAAGGAAGAGCCUGAUAUAAUCAACUUUCCUUGAAAGAAAUUGCCCUUAGUAUUCCACGAGAAAGGCGAGUUCAUCACCUUUUUGUGACCGCCUUAAGAGAUGUAACAGCGGUGAAGAAAGAAAUUAUUUAUUGCAUUUUGGAAUUUCUAGAUCAGAGAUUUGGACAUUUGGUGUUGAUCAGAAGAUAUUGAAAGUAGUCAAACCCUUUAUUGCUUUAAAGCCUGAUGCUGAUAUCAAAGAAUUCCACGAAACAAUACUGUAUGUUCAGAUUUACCGUCAAUAG